UAGCUACAGACAGCAGCACGAAGAACCAACCACACUGGGGAUGGUUUCCUAAUUUCUUUUAAAAUAAAUCUAUAUUCAUAUUAUAUCUCAACAAAAUGAAGUUUCCUUUCUCAUAGCUUCGUGAGGAUAUGAUGAGGAGAAGGUGUCCAAUGCUGCAUUAGUGGAAUAGUGACAUGCUGGCCUGUUUGCCAGCAUCAGGUGACCCUACCAUUAGACUUCUCCCCCGCACUCAGAUGAACACUGGACUUCAGAAAUGGGAAACUACACAGAAGAUGAGAUCUGCGAGCUAUCCAACCCCAGCCGAGUUGGAUGCAUAUGCUAAGAAAAUUGCCAACAACCCUUUGACCAUUCAGAUCUUCCCCAACAGUGUCAAAGUACCUCAAAGGAAGCACAUACGGCGCACAGUCAACGGACUUGACACAUCCUCAUCAACCCAGCGCCACAGUCCCUACCCUUCUCAGGUCAGCACCAGUGGGGGCCUGUUGGCUGUCCUUCGUGCACCUGUCAAAGGUAUAAAAAAAGAAUCAGACAGUAGCCGCACCCGACAACAACUUAAGCCAGUCAUGAACCCUCAAACUGGCCCAUAUGCCGCUCAAAGCACUUUAAAUCUUCCUCAUCCUGCUGCUCCUCACCUACCAGGUCCCUCCCAGGCCCCAGCCCAAAAGCAGGGUUUGGUUCACUCACAAGCGUUACAGCAGCAGCAAAGUAUGACUCAUCCAAUGGCUUUACAGCAGCAUCAACCACAGGCUUUACAGCAAAGGAACGUGGCUCAUUCACAAGCUUUACAACGGCAGCAGAGUUUGCCCCAGGUUCAGACAACACAGCAACAAAGAUUGGCUCAUCCACAAGGUAUACAGAGGCAGCAGAGCCUGCCACACAAUCAGGCUCUGCAGCAACAGCAAGGCCAGUCUUGUCCAUCAGUAGUACCACAACAGCAUCUUUCCCAUCUGCAGACACUAAAACAUCAGAUGGCUCUUCCACAAGCUUUACUUACACAGCAGGGAGUGACUCAGGAUCUGCGCCACAUAUCUGAUGGAGCUCAGCUUUCAAGUCUGCAGCACACCCAAGGACUAGCUGGCUCACAGGCCCUUUCACAGGUUGUGACUACUGGUCCUCCUACCAUGUCUAAUAGCCUCCAGCAGCCCCCACCUGGACAGUAUGGGCCACGGAAGCUCCCAGAUGCAGAUGCUCCACCAAAUGUAACAGUAUCUACCUCCACCAUCCCACUGUCCAUGGCUGCCAGCUUGCAUCAGAACCGACCGGGUGACUUGAGCAACAUUGUGCACCAAAUCAACCAGUUGUGCCAGGCUCGGGCUGGCAUGGGCACCACCUCAGUCUGUGAGGGCCAGAUUGCAAACCCCAGCCCCAUCAGCCGAAAUCUGUUGAUCAACGCUAGCUCCAGGGUUUCCUCUCAUCACCCAGCUUUGGGCAAUGCCUCCAGCUGCCUCAUGGUGGGACACUCAGACAAAGCUAUAGUUCAGACCCCCAGUGCUACGCUCCACUCACAGUCCAAUAUUGCUGCUACUAAUAGUAUAGCUGCAUUUCACACAGACAGUGAGAAGGCUCAGCUGCAGCAACAGCAGCAGCUUCAGCAGCAUUUACAUCAGCAGAAAAAACAGCAGCAGCAUCAACACUUCCAGCAGCAACAUUUACAACAGCUACAGCAGCUGCAGCAACAACGCUCAUGGGCCCAGCAUCAACUGGCACAUAUGCAGCAGCCCCCUGAGGGGGCCCACCCCUGCAAAAACCCAAGGAUGGAGCAUCCAACUGAGUGUGCGUUCCCUUCUAGAAACCUUAGCUAUCCCCACAAGCAACCUAACACUGCUCAAGGCUUUCCUCUAAAACACCCUGCAGAGAAACCACAACCUGCCUCUCCUGUGAACUGCCCAGUUGGUUCUAUGCCUUACAUUAAUGGCCACUACAUGCAGCCACCAUGGAGCAGCAUCCCAACCACAGCAGGUAACAAUGGAUCUGGUCCUCAGGACCUCCCAGUGGUUUUCCAGGGAGGACAGGCUGCUGCCUCUACCAACCGCAUCUCGGGGGCAAAGUACAGACCAAGGAAAGAGGGAACCGCUGGUCAGUCAAAGUUGACGCAGAGCGUGGAUUUCUUGGGUGGAGACUUCCAAAUGCCUGGUUUUCAGGAGCAGAACAUGGAUGUGAUAGAAAAGAUCCACAGGUCAGCAGUGGGCCAAAUGCAAGAGACCAGCAACCGAGGACGUGUCCACGGUCAUCACCCAGGCUACCAUUAACGUGUGCAUUUAUCCCUUCUUAGUGUUUUUGAGUGUUUUAAAUCAGCACUUUGAGCUUCUGUGUUUUAUUCUUUAAGAUCUCACAAGUGAUCACUUCGAUUUUAUUGCUUUAGAGCUUAAUUUUGAGACCCACGGGGUUGCAAUGUUUCUUAGUAUUCCUCAGGUUUUAAGCCAUGUUGUACCUUUUGUUGAAGAUUGAGGUUUUGAGAUUGUUGUCAGCUCGUCAUCACUGGCAUAGAUGUGCUGCUGUGUCUUCCUGUAUAAUUGGGUGGUGUAAAAUUUUCAUUUGCAGCUGAGUGUAUUCUUGCCUCAUGAUUGUCACAGUGCUUUUCAUAGGUUGACAUGGAGCAAAUCAACUGUUAUCAGCAUUUGUGGCCUUACAACUGCCCAAAGGCAAGCUUUAGGAUGUCCUUGUGUAAUUUUUCUAUUGCAAAUUACUUAUGCUCUUUACAGGCUGUGAUCCAUUUUUAAAAGAAGGUGACAUGGAUAUGCAAUUACUCUUAGUAAGGUUUAAGUCUAAGUAACUCCUUUUUGUAGUUGAGGUAUCCACUUAUGGACAGUGUAAAGUGUGAGCCAUGAGUCAUCUGGAAUACAAACAUGGCUUCUAAACUGCAUCAUCAGUGGUCUUGGUAGGUCUUGCUUCAUUCUCAUUUUCUGAGAUUCAUAUUGUUUAGAAGCGCCCUCUUUUCUGUAAUAUUUCAAGAGUUGCUUUUUAAGUAGUUAUUUUAUAUAUUUUUUGUUGUAUAUCUGUAGAUCGUCCUACUUGAAUUGUAGAAGUUACUUGUAAAUGUUAUGCUUAACAUUUGGCACAAGGAGCAGAAACUCCAUUAGCCAAUAUUUGUCUAUAGCUAAUGUGAAACAGAAUAGCAUCCCAUCGUAAUGAAAAUGGUGUGUGUGUGUGUGUCUGUAUGUGAAAAGAAAAUGACUUGCAAGCUUGCAAGUACUUCAAAUAACACAAGCAGGGAAAAUGCUUAAUUUUCCUUUCAACACAUUGUAUCACCACUGUACUACUGUAAUGCAACUGAGCUGAUGUGGUGUGGACAUUUUCUGUGUGGCUUGUCAUGGGCAUCAUCUAAUCACUGGCAUCAUGUUUUUUUAUUGUACCUUAAAAGAAACAAGAACAUGUAACACAGGAUAUUAUUUGCUAGAUGUAUCUAGCAUGAAGCUCCAGACCUUUCUUCUCUUGCUCAUUUUUUUUUCUUUGUUUUGUGGGAAUAGGUUGCUUUCCGUUUUCAAGCAUUUUGGAAAAAGCCUUAAAUGCCACAACUGAUACUUCCUCAUAUAAUUGAGUUUCUUUGCAAAGAUCCCAACAUAAGUAUAGCUUAAUUGCGAGAGUACCUUUUUCCAGAGCUUGUGAACUACUCUUGGUUCAUUUGGCAGUGUUAAAACAGAUAGUGGGAAUUUAUGAUCUUGCCUUAAUGGACAUGUGCUAUUGCUUCUCAUGCCAGUUGAUAAAUCACUUUUCCUACUGACUUUAAUGUUGGAUAUCUAUCAAUGAUUAAAGAUGGUUUAAAAAAUCAUAGUAUUUAGAAUUUGAAUAUGUAUUUAGAUCAGGGCUGUAGCAGUUAUUGUAAUGUGUUUGAAUUGUGUUUUAGUUAUGUUUCAUCCUGGUAUAGUUUAACUUAUUUUUCUUUCCUCAGACCAUUGCAUCCUGAAGCCAUAGGUGUUGUCACAUUAGAUGGUGACACAUUGACAGACUGUUUAACCUGAUGGUCUGCUUUCAAAGGCAUAAGAAGUUUGCAUGCAUGCUUUAAUCUAAACACUUUUUUCCUUUCUGAAUUGUUCUCAGCACAGUACAGCUAAAAGGGAGAAAGGAGUGCAAGAUGAGGCAUCGUCUUCAUAGACAGCCGAGAUGUAAGCUGUAGCUGAUUUGGAGUUUGGUCUUCAUACUUGAUGCCAGUUUAUUUUUCUUUUCCUGGCUAUUAUUUUUGAUGUGCCUGUCCCUUGAAGCUGCUAUUGAACUUAAUCAACACACUAUAAUUUGCGUGUGUCUCUAGAAAUAAUAACAAUAUGUGGGCUGUACCAGUGUAACAAGUUCCUAUUUAUUUAAUGAGCGCACGGCAAAAAUUCCCACCAGUCGCACCAAAAUGUUUGGCUGUUUGUAUAUUCUCCGAGCCAUAUUUGGAGAUUAUUCUGUAAAAAAUGACUGACAUAUUCUAAACGGCAGAUCGGAUUUCAUUUGACCCACUGUGGCCUAAAGACCUUCCAAGCCUGUUUGGGUUUCUAAAUAUUAAAUCAAAUGACUGAAAACACUAGUUAGACAGAGCUGUCUUGUUAAUGAUGAACUGCCUCUUUACAGCCCGACACAGUCAGGUUCUACAGUUUCAUAUGAAGUGCCUCCACUGGGCUUGGUAUGGAGAAGUGUGUGAAUGGAUGCUUGUGCGGAUGUAUGUUAAGCUUGGGUACUUGCACACAGGUGUGCAUGCUGACAAAGGUGCACAAAGUUAAUCUCUGCUGGUGGACCAAGCUACUUAGUGUAACUACUGAUACUGUGUCAUGGACUGAAGUCCUGAAGUGUGCCACGAUUCCUUGACACUGUCGGGAAAUGUGUCAACUGCUGCUGACUCACUGACCAAAGUGACCAAGCUUUCCCCUCUGACCACCCUGGCUAAACGCAAUGGCAAGCUUGUACUUGGAACUUGUGUCCUAAUAGUAAUAAGAAACAAUCUGGUAACGACAGAGAGCUGCUGCCCUCAUGUUUUGUUUUUUUUUUGUUUGUUUGUUUUUUUUUUUGACAGUUUAAGGAAAUCUUGUGAAGUAAAAUGCAAAGAUGUGAACCGAGCAUUAAAAAAAAAAAAUCUAGAGUGAGUGAUUCCUCACUUUUCUUUUCUCCAGGUAGUAUCCUGAUGCUGUGCUUCUAACCACACCCUUGUGUUAGUGUUUAUGCACUGUAAGAAUCUAAUCUACUGAAGCACAUUGUAGCUUAUCAUGCAGGUUGACGCAGAUUAAAUAUGAAAUGAGGAAACGGGAAUGAAACAACCCUCUAGAUUUAUUUUUUGCUCUGAUUGUUCUUGAUUAUAUGAUACAACCCUGUUGUGAAAGGUGGUGGAGGGGACUUAAUUUCUCUACUUUGUGAAAAUGUGAUAUUCCAGUUUUGCCUAACCUUCAGGAAUAAAAUGUCUUGCACAAACAUUCCCCCUAACCAAAAUAAAGUUUGCAAACACAAA
Messenger RNA from Melanotaenia boesemani (Boeseman's rainbowfish), 5416 nucleotides. RefSeq names its product protein FAM222B-like. The record is from RefSeq and is a predicted model, not a curated record. The transcript has 3 exons. NCBI's taxonomy places the organism in Eukaryota, Metazoa, Chordata, Actinopteri, Atheriniformes, Melanotaeniidae. The coding region runs from base 174 to 2249 and encodes 691 amino acids.